Messenger RNA from Ctenocephalides felis (cat flea), 3400 nucleotides. Its product is annotated as myosin-VIIa-like. Gene Ontology annotation, cellular component: cytoplasm; myosin complex; microvillus. The transcript has 6 exons. Gene Ontology annotation, molecular function: actin filament binding; ATP binding; microfilament motor activity. The coding region runs from base 46 to 3363 and encodes 1105 amino acids. Gene Ontology annotation, biological process: actin filament organization; vesicle transport along actin filament; sensory perception of sound. The record is from RefSeq and is a predicted model, not a curated record. NCBI's taxonomy places the organism in Eukaryota, Metazoa, Arthropoda, Insecta, Siphonaptera, Pulicidae.
UGGUAGUAGUUAUUUUAAUGUGAAUUUUCUAGGAACUAUCUAAAUAUGGUGUAUGAUAAGGCCAUUUUUGCGGAACACGUAUGGGUCCUAUUCAAGGAUUCUCGCGUGGGCGACGACCACUCGGUGGUGCGGGGUUGCAGCGUGAUCCGGAAGGACCGGAAUAACGGUUUCUUAGUUCGAGAUUUGGACGGUAAAGAACACUGGGUUGGAAGUUCAUGUAUAAUAGGAGCAAUGCACAGUGGAUCUUUAACAUCAAUAGAAGAUAUGGCACAACUUGAUGAUCUGCAGGAGCACACCGUCCUGCACAAUUUGCACCUGCGGUAUUCCAAAAAGACGAUUUACACAUAUAUAGGAACUAUGCUAGUUGCCGUAAAUCCCUAUGAAACAUUACCUUUGUACACCCAAGAAAAGAUAAAGAUAUACAACAACAAAAAGAUUGGAGAUAUGCCGCCGCAUAUUUUUGCUAUUGCAGAUAACGCAUUCUCAUCCAUGACCACUAAUUCGCAAAAUCAAUCAAUCGUCAUAAGCGGCGAGAGUGGAGCGGGAAAAACUGAAAGUACCAAAUUAAUUCUUCAAUAUCUAGUCGCUAAAAGUGGCCAACACACACCGGUUCAGCAGCAAAUUUUGGAUGCCAAUAUAAUUCUGGAAAGCUUUGGAAAUGCCAAAACCGUAUGCAAUAAUAAUUCUUCAAGAUUUGGCAAAUUCAUAGACGUCAAUUUUAAUCGCCAUGGAAUCAUUGAUGGAGCUGAAAUUGAACACUAUCUACUUGAGAAAUCAAGAAUUGUGUACCAAAACCCAGGAGAAAGAAAUUACCAUGUUUUCUACUCGUUGUUAAAUGGAUUGACCAAAGAGGAGAAAAAAUGUUUAAGUUUAGGAGAUGUCAAUGAAUACAAAUAUCUUGCUAAUUCAGAUAGAAGAAAUGCUCAUGAAGAUAAAUUGGACGGGGCGAUGUUUCAUCAACUUCGAAAUGCCAUGAACGUCUUGAAUUUUGCCAAGGAGGAUCAAUGGGAAAUUUUCAACUUGCUCGCAAUGAUUUUACACAUGGGCAAUAUGAAAUAUAAAAGAUUGAAUGUACAUAAUAUGGAAGCAAGUGAAUUGUGUGAUAGUUUACAUGUAACCCAGGUUGCCAACUGCCUUGUAGUAAACAAGAGUACUUUGAUGUCCGCUUUAACCAGCAGAACUAUUUUAGUCAAUGGUGAACGUGUCAUUUCUGGUAUCUCAAAAGAGCAAGCAUUAGCUGUUCGAGACACAUUGGUGAAAACAGUUUACGGAAAACUUUUUAUCAUGCUAAUAGACAAAAUAAAUUAUGCAAUUUCUGAUAACAAACAAGUCAAGAGGAGUUCUAUUGGCGUGUUAGACAUAUUUGGAUUUGAAAAUUUCUAUUCAAAUAGUUUCGAACAAUUAUGUAUCAAUUAUGCGAAUGAAAGUUUGCAGCAAUUUUUUGUAAGGCAUAUUUUUAAAUUAGAGCAAGAUUGUUAUAUAAAAGAAGGAAUAGAUUGGAAGAAAAUAGAUUUUGUAGAUAAUGAAGACGUUCUUAACGUUAUAGGCAACAAGUACGUCAAUAUUUUUGCUUUAAUAGAUGAAGAAACUAAAUUUCCUAAAGGAACGGAUUUAACAUUGUUGUCCAAAUUACAUAAUGCUCACGGAAAUAAAAGUAUAUAUUUAAAACCAAAAUCUGAUACAAAAUCGAGUUUCGGGAUAAGGCAUUUUGCCGGUCCUGUUUAUUAUGAUGUGCAAGGUUUCCUUGAGAAAAACAGAGAUGCUUUCAAUUUGGAUUUACAAUUUUUGGUCGCAAAAUGUGGGAAUCGAUUUUUAAAGCAUCUGUUUAAAUCUGAAAUUUAUGGAUCAGAUACUAUAAAUCAAAAACGUGGAUAUACAUUAGCUUCACAAUUUAAAGACUCUCUAGAUGAAUUGAUGAAAACACUUAAUAAUUGCAACCCGUUUUUUAUCAGAUGUAUAAAACCAAAUGAAUCUAAAAAAUCUAUGUAUUUUGAUCCAGUUACAUGCCUUCGUCAACUACGAUAUUCGGGAUUAAUGGACACAGCUAGAGUGCGAAAGGCUGGUUAUUCUGUCCGGCUAACUUAUUUAGAAUUUUCCAAGCGCUACCUUCAUCUCAUACAUGGGUCACCUAAACGACUAAAUUCACGUGGAAUUGCUGACCAAAUAUGCAACGAACAUUUAUCUACUUUUCCAUCCACAUAUGUAUUCUUAGGGCAUACAAAAGUGUUUUUAAAAAGAGAAGCAGAAAAACAUCUCGAAGAACAAUUAGUAAGAUCCUAUCAUGCGCAUGCUGUUGUCGUUCAAAACGUUUUAAUGAUGUGGAUAUGUAGGAAACGAUACAUCAAACUAAAAAAAUCAGUUGUUAUACUUAAAAAUUAUUGGAAAACACGUAAAGUUAGAAGUGAAUACCAAAUCAUGAGAAAAGGAAUUGCACGAUUACAGGCCAGGGUUGUUUCAAGAAGAUGCGAAUUUCGAUAUAAAUUGUUAAAGAAAUAUAUAACAAUGUUUCAAGCGCAUUGUCGCGGAUUUAUGGUCAGGAGAUGGGCUUUGCAAAAACUAGUUCAAAAGAAGCAAAAGAAAAUAAUGGAAAAGAUACAUUCUGAAAGACAUAAUUUGGGCCCGAAUAGACAACCGUCAGUUAUAGAAAAUGAUAAUGCAGAAGAAAACAAGAGAAUUAGAGAAGAAUAUAAACAAAUUCAACAAGAUCGUCGCAAUAAACUUACCCCUGCUAAUGUCCGGAAUAUGAAACCAGUCAUUGAAGAAUUGAAUUUUAUGCAUAAGUUUGAAAAGAAAUCUAAUGUGCAAACUAACGCCAACCAUAAGCUUAAUAAAAAUAAUGAAAUUAAUCAUCAUAAAAUAAAUACGCGACUGAUUCCGCAUAGUUCAAAACUAACAAGAAACAACAGCGCCUUAGAUGAACAACUCAAAAAAUCGAAUAAUAACGUCGAAGAAAAAUUAUUAUUCAUUGGUAAAUUAAAUUCAAGACCUAAAACAGUAUGUGAACUAAAUACAAAUUUGCAUAAAAAUAAAAUCGAUGAUACAGUAAAACACGAAAAAAGCAUUGUUAAUAUUAACGUAUACACAAACAAAGUGCAGAAGCUGCCUGAUAGACCAAGACCUAAAUCACAAGGUGUGAUUGAAAAUGAGAGAAAUAUAUCUCUUGAAGCAACUGAACCGAUGCAGUAUGUAGAUAAUAUGUUCAAAUUUUUGAAUGAUUCUGUGGAUACAACAAGCAAUGUGAAACCUUCGCUUAGGCACUCAUCUGCUAUGAGCAAAUUUUUUAAUACUUUCAGAAAUAAUAGCGAAUCGCGACGCCCUGCGCCGAUACCUAGUAAAUACAAACCAGCAGUAAUAAACAGUUAAAAUAUGAAAAAAAUAUAGUAGUUUAUAGUAUUACUCA